UCCGUCUGGACAGAAAGCGGAGAGAGUCUCAGCUGCACAGACUGCUGCUGUGCAGCUUCAGAUCAUCUGUUUCUGAGGUGCUGAGCUCAGCAGCGCUCGGCCCGUUUUUACGACAGCUCGACCCAGUUUCCGGCUCUCUGACGUCACGGCUCUUGCUCAGCAGAAGAGCAGCUGGUCGUAAGUUGUGGGUCUGCAGAUGUUGUGCAGCCCGGGAUUAACGUCGAAACUGAUGGAAAACGAUCACCGACAUGAAAGAGAAUGACUCGGGUGACAGAGAGGAUCAGUGCAAAGACAAUGAAGAGGAAGUCCCCAUGAGCCGCAGUUUCUCGGUUGAAGACCUCCUCGAUGAGGUGGAGAAGAUCUGCUAUGAUGCUUCAGGGAAUACGAAGGUGGAGAUGGUGGUCCGGCUGUGGAAGGACGGCUUCACGGUGAACGAUGGAGACUUCCGCAGCUACUCCGUACCGGAAAACCAGCAUUUUCUGGAUGCGAUUAAAAGAGGGGAGCUCCCGGCCGAAUGGGAGAGCCGAGCGGAGGAGGAGGAGCUGGAGAUCAGCAUGGAGGACUUCACCGAGGAAAACUACGUCCCCAAGAAGAAGGUGUUCCACCCCUUCAGCGGGCGGGGGUACAGACUGGGCAGUGUCGCCCCCAGAGUGGUGGCCAGGUCGCCGUCCGUGCACGAGGACGGAGAAUCUCCCCCGAUCCCCAUGGUGACGCUCAACCACUCGCUUCCCGUCACCUCCCUGCAGAUCUGGUUGGUGGACGGCAGGAGGUUGGUGCAGAGGUUCAACCUAUCGCAUCGGAUCCUGGACGUUUACGACUUCGUGGCGCGCUGCCAGAGGAACUGCCCGCCGUUCACCCUGACCACGUCGCUCCCCGCCCAGGAGCUCAGCGACAGGAACCUGACGCUGGAGGAGGCGGAUCUGGCCCACGCCGUCAUCGUCCAGAGACCGCUGAACACGGAGCAUCCGUUCGGACACUCGUGACGGCGGCGUUCCCGUGCCGCGCUUUCCGCGUCGCUCUGAGGUGCCUCUGAGGAGUUCACGCUGCCUUCUGCAAACAAACCCACCCGCCAAAUGCAAAGGAGUGGACCGGAACCCGCCCUCUCCUCGCCUCCUCAUCGCACUCUUCAAGUCUUCCCGAAACGCCGAAACUCUUAUGCAGCGAGGAUGAGUUCUACUGACGAGCAUGCUGUUGGUUUGAUGUUAUUUUGCACGAUGAUUCCGUUUAUGCAGUUUUUUGUAAAUUGUUGCUUGUUUUGAUGAUUUUGAUGAUUUAUCUGGAAAACGAAUCACUGAAAAAUCACUGGAAAAUGCAAUAAAACUCAGUUAAAAGUU
Molecule: messenger RNA, 1334 nt
Organism: Oryzias melastigma (Indian medaka)
Lineage: Eukaryota; Metazoa; Chordata; Actinopteri; Beloniformes; Adrianichthyidae
Gene: ubxn2a
Product: UBX domain protein 2A
Exons: 7
Coding region: 249-983 (244 amino acids)
Biological process (GO): proteasome-mediated ubiquitin-dependent protein catabolic process; membrane fusion; Golgi organization
Cellular component (GO): cytosol; nucleus
Molecular function (GO): ubiquitin binding
Source: RefSeq, a predicted model, not a curated record